UGUGUCACGCAGUCCGCUUCCGUAUAUAAUCUCCCCAAAAUGAGUUCCCAGAUGAGAGCUGGAGCUUCUGAUAGUUAUCCAUCAUCACUCGAAAUGGCGCCUCUUGCAAUGGUGGCUUCUGCAACCCUCAAGCCCGUUGCACGAAGGUUGAACAACUGGGAGAAGCUGCUUCCUUGGUCACCAAGAAGAUCAGCCAACUUAUCUAUUUUAAGGAGACUUCCUCCACGAUGCAUUCACAUCAUUGCGUCAAGUGCGACAGGGAGGAAUGGAGGGAUUAAAGAGACAUCUGACACUGAAACAGCACUGUCUUUGUAUGCAUGGCCAGAUGACCGGGUUGGUUGUACUUUUUGAGUUCAAAGCUUUUAAAGGCUCCCUUGCAUCAUACCGACAAAAAAAAGGGCUUUCUCACAUCAAGCCCCGGGUGUGCAUAUUGGGUGGUGGAUUUGGAGGUUUAUACACCGCUCUAAGACUCGAAUCUCUCGUGUGGCCCAGUGGCAAGAAACCUCAGGUUCUUCUUGUAGAUCAGUCGGAUCGCUUUGUUUUUAAGCCGAUGCUGUAUGAGCUUCUUUCGGGAGGUAUUCAUGAAGUAGAUGCAUGGGAAAUAGCACCCCGCUUCUCCGACUUAUUGGCAAACACUAGUAUCCAAUUUUUCCAAGACAGAGUUAAACUGUUGCACCCUUCUGACAAUUUGGGAAUGAAUGGGCCAACAAGAUCAGGUUGUGGUGGAACGGUCCAUCUCGAAAGUGGAGUCGUUAUUGAAUAUGACUGGUUGGUUCUGGCUUUGGGAGCUGAAGCCAAACUCGAUGUCGUACCUGGUGCUGCAGAGUUUGCAUUAGCUUUCUCAACGCUGGAGGAUGCACGUAAGGUCGAUAAGAAGCUAAGAAUGUUGGAAAGAGGGAAGUUUGGUAAGGAAUCAUCUCCUAUACGUGUGGCAGUUGUUGGCUGUGGUUACUCGGGAGUUGAGUUAGCUGCUACAAUAUCAGAGAGAUUGCAGGAUAAAGGAGUAGUUCAAGCAAUCAAUGUUGAAACCACUAUAUGUCCUACUGCUCCACCUGGGAAUAGAGAAGCUGCAUUAAAAGUUCUGUCCUCCAGAGGUGUUCAGCUUUUCUUGGGCUAUUUUGUGAGCUGCAUCAGAAGGGUUUGUGAGGCUGAAAAUUCAGACAAGUUGACAGAAACCGGAAAAGAAGAGGCAACCGUCGGAGAACAGGAUCAUGAGAAAUAUAUUCUGGAACUUAAACCUGUUGAAAAGGGUCUGGAGAGUCGGAUUCUGGAAGCAGAUUUAGUUCUAUGGACUGUUGGUUCUAAGCCUCUAGUUCCUUCAUUGGAACAUGGGAAUUAUGGUUAUUUAUUUCCUGUAAAUUCCAGGGGGCAAGCAGAGACUGAUGAAAUGCUCCGAGUCAAGGGCCAUCCACGGAUAUUUGCCAUUGGUGACUCUGCUGCCUUAAGGGACUCCUCUGGCAGGCUUCUUCCAGCUACUGCACAGGUUGCUUUUCAGCAAGCAGAUUUCACGGGCUGGAAUCUCUGGGCAGCAAUUAAUGACCGGCCUCUACUGCCAUUCAGGUUCCAGAAUCUGGGUGAGAUGAUGAUUCUCGGGAAGAAUGACGCAGCGAUUUCUCCAAGUUUCGUUGAGGGCCUAACAUUGGAUGGUCCCAUUGGCCAUACUGCCAGGAAGUUGGCAUACUUGUUGAGAUUACCAACCGAUGAACAUCGGGUAAAGGUUGGGAUCAGUUGGUUCACAAAGUCUGCUAUAGAUUCCAUUGCUUCACUGCAGAGCACUAUAACCAAAGUUCUCUCAGGCUCUUAAAUCUAUCAUAAUGACUUCUUGGGCGGUAUCUGUUAAUUGAUUUACCAUGUAUUCUCUUCCGUUUCCUUUUUUUGUUGUAAAUAAAAUCUUGAUACCGAUGGAAAAGAUGUUACUAAGCUAGUGAGUGCAAGAGGUUGAAUUCAUCAGCAA
This is a messenger RNA of Magnolia sinica, 1954 nucleotides long. Its product is annotated as alternative NAD(P)H-ubiquinone oxidoreductase C1, chloroplastic/mitochondrial. Gene Ontology annotation, cellular component: chloroplast. The coding region runs from base 266 to 1804 and encodes 512 amino acids. The record is from RefSeq and is a predicted model, not a curated record. NCBI's taxonomy places the organism in Eukaryota, Viridiplantae, Streptophyta, Magnoliopsida, Magnoliales, Magnoliaceae. The transcript has 11 exons. Gene Ontology annotation, biological process: phylloquinone biosynthetic process; aerobic electron transport chain. Gene Ontology annotation, molecular function: NAD(P)H dehydrogenase (quinone) activity.